Molecule: messenger RNA, 4040 nt
Organism: Amphiprion ocellaris (clown anemonefish)
Lineage: Eukaryota; Metazoa; Chordata; Actinopteri; Pomacentridae
Gene: hoxd3a
Product: homeobox D3a
Exons: 4
Coding region: 1859-3079 (406 amino acids)
Biological process (GO): regulation of transcription by RNA polymerase II
Cellular component (GO): nucleus
Molecular function (GO): DNA-binding transcription factor activity, RNA polymerase II-specific; RNA polymerase II cis-regulatory region sequence-specific DNA binding
Source: RefSeq, a predicted model, not a curated record
UUCAACUUUACGUAGAUGAGUUUUUUGGGGGAGUGUAAUUUGGUUUGCGCCAUUCACAAAAGGAUCACAUUCGGAAGGGAAAAGUGUUUUGGUUUUUUUGUUGUUUUUUUUGCAAAGCAUGUGGAGCCAUAUGGACCUAAAGCACCGUUUUACGAAACAUCCACAAAUGGAGCAAAUGCUCUGCAUGCGCAAAAUCAGCUUGUUGUCCUGGAAAGUCUGUAAUUUAAGGGCAAAAGCGAGUUCCUGGUGCAAGAUAAGUGAAGCCAAUCACUGAAGAAAAAAAAAGAAAUGCAUAGAGAGCGAGUUUGUGCCCUGCCGUGUCUUAGUUUUAACUCAUUAGCUCUUAACAAAGGGAGCACACACUCUGCGUAAACGCAGCAUCCCCACAGAAAAUCUUCAGUAUCUUAGUGGUGAUUUCCAGAGGCGAUUUAAUAAUGAAAACCAAACAGAAUAGUCCUGACAUUACUCUUUAUUACAACAUACAAACAAAAAUUAAGUUUAUUAGCCUCAUAAGACUGAAACUGAUCAGAAAACUUCCCCAAAACCACAUUAAAGCACAUUUGUUAGUGUUGCAUUAACAUUUUGUAAAGCAGGACAGCUUCUAUACCUGCACAUGAUGCUCUAAGGUGGUCUAGAGGACACAGAGUUGCGGUUGAUAGUAACCCCCUCCCUAACCACCACCUCCACCACCUCCUCCUUCAUGCUUCAUGAGCUUUAUUGAGGAUGACCCACUGCAACACUGACCUCCGACCCUCCACACUACAGAAUCAACUCUGAUACUAACAAAGUGACCAUUUACAGUCAUGCAGAAAGACAAUCUGCACUCACACAGUAUUCCAACCCCCCCAGUUACCACCGUCUUACUUCCACCUCCCCACCACCACCACCACCACUACUACUACCAACACCACGACAAGCAAGCACAUGCGCAACUGUGGACAUUUAGGUCUUUGUGCGCAAAAUACAAGCCGUGUGUCAUGUAGAUUUAGAGAGAAGCAGAGAUAAAGUGAUGCCUCCAAUCCAGCAUGAUGCCAAAAAUGAUGCUGAGGAGAAGAUGAGGGGGAGAGGAGGUGGGGGGCAACUAACCUACCUAUUAUACAUCACUAGUACUUUAAGUUAACUAGUGGAUGCUGCGUGUUAUUUUGAAGCCAUUUAUUAUAAAAUCAGUGCUUUCUGUGGCCCCCUCUCUUCAAACAGGAAUUGAAAUCAAAUCAUAACAGCUUCCUGAGCUAUUAUCAGGUCACAGCAGCCCUACUACAACGUGCAGCGUGUAGCCACACUGACCUACAUGUCUGAACAGCAAUAAAUGGGAAGCCAAAGGCAGUGCCAUUUUCAAUGACACUGCACCCAGUGCAGGAAUACAACGUCGUUGCUCUCCAUCCGGCCAUAUUUGAUUUCCAGCUGUUUUCGCAGAAGCCUCUCCGAGCCAGACAACCCCCCUAAGAUGUAUUAAAGUGCGCUGUCUGCAUUCAGAGAUAUAAUCCAGAGACUAUACCACUCCGCUCUCCAUUCUCGACCACGUGAUUGUCUAAAUAAUUAAUGCAGCACGUCCCCCUAGAAACACGGCGUCGUCAUUAAUCGCAAGGACUCUAUCAGACUUGAAAACUGAAGAGAUCCCCCAAGAAAAUAAUAUCCGAUACGCGGCGCAACUGUAGUCCCGCAUUUUAGCGACACAUCUGAACCGAUGGAUGCUUGGGUCGAGAUGGAAGCAGCGAUGAAUGCGUGAGGGACAUAAAACAGAUCUGCGCACAUUUCGGUCACAGACUGGAGCAACGGUGGGAAACACCAAUCACGUGAAUAAACAACACCCAUGCCAUUGGAUAGAGUUGCACUGGCUUAUUGGCUUUAAACCCACAAAAUGCAGAAAGCAACAUACUACGAUAACUCUGGGCUUUUUGGAGGCUACACUUACCCCAAACCAGACUCUUACAACUACGGCCCUGCGCACCAGUCCUACCCUACUUCUAACAUCGAGAGUGACUUCCAGGGCUCAGUGUGUCCCAUCCAGACCUCCACAGUCCGGCCACCGGCCCUCAAAGACAAUGACCUGAACGGGGACUGCAUGCGACAAAGCGGCAGCAGUCAGAGCAACAGCAGCAGCCAGGCGACUAGUAUUUCGGAGCAGCAGGCGCCUCCACUGUCCGCAUCCUCCCCGAGCUCCAACAGCUCUGCGUCCCAGAAGAAGAAAUCUCCAUCCAGCGGCGGCUCUAGCGCUGCCACGCCAGCCCUCACCAAGCAGAUCUUCCCCUGGAUGAAGGAGACCAGGCAGAACUCCAAGCAGAAGAGCAACAACUGUGCCACUGCAGGUAGAGAUCGCGGAGGUGAAGGUGGCGAGGUGAGUGACGAGAAGAGCCCGCCAGGACCGGCCUCCAAACGGGUCAGAACUGCUUACACCAGCGCGCAACUCGUGGAGCUGGAGAAGGAGUUUCACUUUAACCGCUACCUGUGUCGCCCUCGGAGGGUGGAAAUGGCAAAUCUGUUGAAUCUGACCGAGCGCCAAAUAAAGAUCUGGUUUCAGAACCGCAGGAUGAAAUACAAAAAGGACCAGAAGUCUAAAGGGCUGGCGCACUCUCCCCUGGGACAUUCCCCGGACAGGAGCCCUCCGCUGAGUGGCCCAAAUCACAUUGGAUACUCUGGCCAGCUCCAGAACGUGAGCAGCCUCAGCUAUGACGCGCCCUCGCCCCCGUCCUUCGCCAAACCCCAGCAAAACAUGUACGGUUUGGCCGCGUACACUGCGCCCUUGGGCGGCUGCAUCCCGCAACAGAAGAGGUACCCGGGAUCCGAGUACGAACACCACGGCAUGCAGAGCACCGGCAGCUUUGCCAGCGCCAAUUUGCAAGGCAGCCCCGUUUACGUGGGUGGGAAUUUUGUUGAUUCCAUGCCAGCCUCGGGCCCCAUGUUCAACCUCGGCCAUCUUCCCCACCCCUCAUCCACCAGCGUGGACUACAGCUGUGCCGCUCAGAUCCCAGGAAACCACCACCAUGGACCCUGCGAUCCCCAUCCCACAUACACAGACCUCACCUCUCACCAAGCGUCUCAGGGAAGGAUUCAGGAAGCGCCUAAACUGACGCAUUUGUAAUAUGUGGUUUCGUGAGUGCGUGUGCGUGCGUGUGCGUGUAUGUGUGUGUGUGUGUGUGUGCCAAAAUUACGUUGCGCUCUUUUUUUAUUACCUCACUAGUCUAAUAACUACACUCCAAGCGAGUCAUGUGUAUUAUUACAGUAUUAUUGAUAUUACUAUUAAUGCUAUUGUGUAAUUAUUUUCUAAAUGAUACAGCUUUGUCCAUUUCUCUUGAAUAUUUGGGGAUGCGCAGAGGCACACUAGCCUGGUUGUCAGUAGUUCUUUUCUUUUGUUUCUUCUCAAGUGCAAUGCGCAAAAAAUUCUCUUGACUGAAUAUUUCAUGCGGUUACUUGAAGGUAAGUCUUGUAGUUCACGAAAGUAGAAGCUCAUCCUUAGCGAGAAGGAUUUUUAGGGGGGAAAUUUUUCUGUCUGUUUGUUAGGAUCUCAUUUUCCUCACGGGCAUCCUAUUUAUUUAUUACUAUGAUUUGCAUAAUCUUUCGUACUAGCAUAUUAGCCUAUUUAUUAUUUAAUUACUUUUUGUAUUGCACAUUAUUUAUCGUUUAUAUGCGAGUAUUUAUAAGUCAGUGUGGAGAUUGUUGUAAGAUUGGACAGAUCAGUGCACUUGGAAAGUGUUGGCAAAACAGGGUUUUUGGAAAAUGCUAUGACUCGCAGUGUAUUGUUGGAAAAAGAGCAUUUCUAAUUGUAAAUCUGGGAUAAAUGGGGCAUUUUAUAGUGUAUAAACACCACUAUAUGUAUGUCCAUGGUUAAUCUUGUGUCAAACCUUAAGCAAAACGUAGACUAUCGAAGUAUCAAAAUAUUAUACACACCAGCAUGUCAUUUUGUGUAGUCCAUUGCUAUUUUUUAUUUGUCUUCCAUUGUUAUUCCAUUCAGUUGGAUAUCCAUAAAUUUAUGAAACCCUAAUGAUAUUGAAAUGUUAUAUUUUAUUGUGUUUAACAUUUUGUAAAUAAAGUGCUUAAACUUG